UGGAUGAACAGAUAAUGACAAAAACAGAUUGCAAGAGGAACAGGGAAGUAAAUAUAGAUAUUUACAAAAAGUAAUAAAAUGAAUCGGGGGGAAAAAAAAAAUUCAUAAUUGCUUCAUAGGUCCAGGAAGUUAAGUAAGUGCUGGAAAAUACAGACCACUGUGGAAAUCCAUUGUAGCUGUUGUUUUAAUGUCGGUAUCAGUUUACUUUAGCCUGCCUCGUCACACGGGCUCCAUCGGUCCCACCCUCAAAGGUGCCCAGACUCUGUAACACCUUUGUCUUUAUCGGUCGCUCAGGAAUCUGCUGGUUCACGGUUGUUGGCAGGAAGGAUCGUGAAACUAGAAGUCUUUUCAAUAUAUUUUCACACAGGAAACCCACUUGUUGAUCACAGUGGAAAAUGCAGCGCACUGUGCUUUAGAAAUCAUUCUCUGAUUGUGUAGAAAUAUUUUAUUGAUGUUUGGUUACUAACGUAAGCCAGUUUGAAGCAGCUGCUAAAUUUUGGGGAGGAACGCUAUUGUUUUUUUUUUACUAGUCGUUGUAAUUGAAUGAUCGCAUUGUAAUUGAAGGAUCGCAUUGACAUUGUAAUUGAAUGAUCGCAUUGGCAUUGUAAUUGAAUGAUUGCAUUGGCAUUGACCCUUGCUCUGAUUGUUGCUGAUACUGGUGACAGGCGUGUUGUUGGUAAGGUCCUCCAGUUGUGAUGAAAUAGGGGAUCUCUAGAACUGAUCUCUUGUUCUGAUUCCACACAAGACUCUACAGCUUCCUUGUGGUCGAUACGAUACAAGCAAGCUGUGGUUUCUUGUGUCAGAGUGGGAGGGAUGUGUACCGAGCUGAGAGGGUAGAAAAGAGCCAGCCACACACACACACACACACACUCACACACUCACACACUCACACGCACAGCGUCCUGGGUGCUGCGUUUAUAUCACGAGAAGCUGCUGCCAGGACUGCGGAGGGAACAAGACCAGCCAGGCUCUUAGAAGAAGACUCUCUCGCCAUGGCUGGUAAGAAGAUGGCUCAGUACGGGAAGCAGCUGCUGCGCCGACGUGCCCUGGACUGUAGCAUGGAGGAGACUCGCUUCGCACGCUGCCUGUCCACGCUGGACCUCGUGGCGCUGGGCGUGGGCAGCACGCUGGGCGCCGGUGUGUACGUGCUGGCGGGGGAAGUAGCCAGGGAGAAGGCAGGACCUGCUAUCGUACUCUGCUUCCUCAUCGCUGCCCUGUCCUCCGUCCUCGCCGGCCUGUGCUACGCUGAAUUCGGGGCGCGGGUCCCCAAGACCGGCUCGGCGUACCUCUACAGCUACGUGACCGUCGGAGAGAUCUGGGCGUUCAUCACCGGCUGGAAUCUGAUUCUCUCGUAUGUCAUAGGUACAGCGAGCGUGGCCCGGGCGUGGAGCUCCACGUUCGAUAACCUGGUGGAGCAGAAGAUCUCCAUCUUCUUCAAGGCUUCCGUGUCCAUCAGGGUGCCGGGGGUACUGGCUGAGUACCCCGACAUCUUUGCACUUAUCCUGGUGAUGCUGCUGACAGGUCUGCUGGCGUUUGGCGUGAGCGAGUCGGCGCUGGUCAAUAAGAUUUUCACCGGGGUGAACCUGGUGGUGCUGGGCUUCGUCAUCAUCUCGGGCUUCGUGAAGGGAGACGCGCACAACUGGAGCCUGACCCAGGAGGACUUCUACAACCACACCAACACCUUCUCCUCCAGCAACGCCAGCGCCGAGAGCUUCGGGGCCGGCGGCUUUGCCCCCUUCGGCUUCACGGGCAUCCUGUCGGGCGCAGCCACCUGCUUCUACGCCUUCGUUGGGUUCGACUGCAUCGCCACCACGAGUGAAGAGGCUAAGAACCCCCAGCGCUCCAUCCCCAUUGGCAUCGUGGCCUCGCUGCUCAUCUGCUUCUUCGCGUACUUCGGGGUGUCGGCUGCGCUCACGCUCAUGAUGCCUUACUACAUCCUGGACACCCAGAGCCCCCUCCCCGAGGCCUUCCAGUACGUGGGCUGGGGCCCCGCGCGCUACAUCGUGGCCGUGGGCUCGCUCUGUGCUCUCUCCACCAGUCUGCUGGGCUCCAUGUUCCCCAUGCCCCGGGUCAUCUACGCCAUGGCUGAGGACGGGCUACUCUUCCGCUUCCUGUCCCGCAUGAACAAGAAGACCAAGACCCCCCUGCUGGCCACCAUCGUCUCGGGGGUCAUCGCAGCGCUCAUGGCUUUCCUCUUUGAGCUGGCAGCUCUGGUGGAUCUCAUGUCGAUCGGGACCCUGCUGGCGUAUUCCCUCGUUGCCGUCUGCGUGCUCAUCCUUAGGUACCAGCCAGGCUCGCUGAGCAGCCCCGGUCAGUGUGAGAAGAUGGUGGAUCUGAGCGGAGAGAAGACUGCGAUGAACGACUCGGACAGCGGAGACGAGUUUGCCUGCGAGACCGUCCCUCUGAAGGAGAAGUUCACCAUGAAGCUGCUCUUCGUCCCCAACUGUGACUUCCCCACCAAGACAUCCGGGCUCAUCGUCUACAUCACCACCGCCACCAUCUCGCUGGUGUUCACAGUGCUGUGCUGUGUCCUGUCUGUGAAGAUGCCCUCCCUGGUUGCCGGGGAGCCCUUGUGGGUGACGGUCUGCGCUGUCCUGGCGGCCGUGUCUAUCGUCUGCAUCGCCAUCAUCUGGAGACAGCCUGAGAGCCGAGAGUCCCUCACGUUCAAGGUCCCCUUCCUGCCUCUGCUGCCCCUCUUCAGUAUCUUUGUCAAUGUCUACCUCAUGAUGCAGCUCGACGCAGGGACCUGGGUGCGAUUCGCUGUCUGGAUGACUAUAGGAUUUCUGAUUUAUUUCGCCUACGGGAUCCGGAACAGCUCCGUGGCUCAGAGCUCGGCAGAUAAAGACAAACACGAGGCAGCCCUCGGAGCCAAGACCCCCAUUUACCUGAAGGAGGAGCCUGGGACUGAGAGCUCCGGAGCUUGAGAGAGAGUGAAGGAAGGAAGGGUGUCCACCACUGAACCAGCUCCGUCAGCCACCUCAAGCAGGAGGUCAAAUUAACCCAGAGAAAUGAACUUCCAUGUGUGCGUGUGUGUGUCUGUGUCCAGUACAUUAAUGUAUAUGUUGUAUCAUACUGUAUAGAGAUAUUUAUUUGUAUGCAUUAAAUAUAGUUGCUUGGGUUUGGGGAAUGGGAUUCUCGGCACACAGGACUGAAUCUGUCCGCUGUGCAAAACUGAGUCUUCCUUCAAACCCUGUUGCAAAACUACCUGUGCAGUGCAAGUCAGAUUGUACAUGUGCAAGCGUCUGUAUAUUUAUUAAAGCUGGCAGUAUGCAUAUAUACUGUGUGUGUAUAGAAGUGUGCAGACAAUGGAUGUUUAUUUACAUGUAAAUUGUAGAGCAUUAAUCCCAUAACAUGCUUUUAGAAAACUGCCAUGAACUGAACUAAACUGAAAUGUAGAAAUUCCAACCAGACAGUAGCUCCGGUGUGAGCCGGGCCCGCGUGCCACUGCCUCAUUGUUUUAUAUAAUCACUAAACAUCAGGGUGAAGCAAAGCCUGUUGUACAGUAUUCAGCAAAGAAAGGCAGAAUCUAUAGCAGAAAUGUAUUGUAUCUAUAGCGUCUCAUUUUACACGUGUGUGUGUUUUGCACAGUGGUUGGGACUAACCAAAAAAAGUGAACUGAACUGAAAACACUAGGCUUACAGGAAUCCGACUUGAUCUGUUUGUUGUGUGUCUUGCCUUCUGUUACUGAACCAUCUUAAUCCCAGAUCAUUUGCAGAGGUUUGUGUUUGUAAAUAUUUCAAGACGAGAGUUCAGGGCUGAACUUUUGUCAAACAAUUUGUUACUUUUCAUUUGUUUUGAUCUUUAUCAAUGACCUUGUGCGUGUGUGUGUAUAGGCCAUCUGUUUUUAAAUAUCUUUCUUCAUCUCUGUGAUGGAUUUGUCGAGGUAUUGAGGCUGGUGAAGCACAGCUAGUCCAAUUUGUUUUCACAUUGUUUGAUUUUCUUGAUUUAUUUAAUGAAAUGCAUUUAUAUUUCAUGAAACCUCCUUUAAUCAAAAGCAGAGUCUGGCUUCUGCGUCCUCGCCCUGUGUUGUAAACGUAGUCCUGGUUUCACAGUUCUUUUUGAUUCCUGUGUUACAGCGUACAGAUUAAUAAUAAUAAUAAUAAUAUGCGGUUGAUCGCUGAUUUCUGUAUCCAGUCUAUUGUAUCUAUUUAUAAGUUUGUUUAAAUCAAACCUCGUUUGUCUCCGGGAUUGUUCCCAGUAUGACCUGCCAUUUGAAAUGCUGCGAUCUUCCAGAAAAGACAGACAAACAGACAGACAGACAGACAUGACCACUGUGGUGUUAAGGUCCUUGUUUCAAUAUUUAUGAAACCACCCCUUGGUAUUUAAUAACUUGAAUCUCCAGUAUGUUUUGUAAUGUCAGUGAUGGUCCGAAACGCAGCUAUAAAACAGAUCCUAGUGUUGCUUUGUGCAGUCCGGCAAUGCAGGGGAGCGAGUCUAUUAUGUUACAAUAAGUUGUAUUUCUCACUGGACUGCUAGUCCCUCAAAGUAAAAAGCAGGCAGCUUGGAGAUACACAGCAUGCUGUGUAAGUGUGAACACAGCGCCCCAAAACGUGGAGAUUUAUUUACAUGCAAAUUGUAGGGCAAUAAUGUCAUAACUGUUUAGAGCAUGGCGCUGUGGAGUGAACUAAAGUGAAAUGUAGAAAUUGGAUACGCUGGUAUUGUGGAUUACCAGGCUGAAAGAGCAGGAGAGGGGGGCAGUCUGUGAGACUGCAUGCUGAACGUGAUGCAGCUGGUGUGUGUGUUUCACACUGAGAUUAUUCAUGGCUUUGUGUUUACUUCAGAGCUUGCUUCUGUUGAUCUGUGGGCUGCGUUGCGAUGAUGAUGUUGUAAUAUUUGUUUGGAGGUGAUUCAGCGCUAUGUAAUAAUAUUUUUUUUAUCUAUUUUUGUAAAUAGAAGGGUGAUAUUUUGGUAUUAAAUGUACUUUAGUCAGAGAAACACUUGCAUCUGUAUUUUAAAAAAAAAUGGAUGAAAGAUUUUGAGCUGGAUGACUCAAGUUUUAAACUAUUAUUAUUAUUAUUAUUAUUAUUAUUAUUAUUAUUAUUAUUAUUAUUAUUAUUAUUAUUAUUAUUAUUAUUGUUAUUAUCUACUAUUUGUUCUAAAACAAUGUUACGCUAGCAAUGUUACGCUUAUUAACAUGUUCAGUUUUUCCAAACUGUUCUUCAGCAGACCGCUGUGCUUUUACUGCAGUGAAGAUCCAAACAGAACCCACUUUCGCUUCUGUAUGUAACCCAAGUACACCUGCAAGUCCACUGUAGCCUUCUGUUCUGUAUGCACCAGGCCCGCCUCUGUGCAUUCUGGGUCCUGGCCUAUUUGAAAAGCACUGUCUCAUUUCUCUAAUGUUGUGGAUUGCUUUCUGCUUUUGUAAAUGUGUAUAUAUUUUUUUCUGUACUGUUUGUACAGAAAUGUGCUUUGUUUUUUUAAAUAAAAAUCUGCAUUAAUCA
Molecule: messenger RNA, 5441 nt
Organism: Acipenser ruthenus (sterlet)
Lineage: Eukaryota; Metazoa; Chordata; Actinopteri; Acipenseriformes; Acipenseridae
Product: cationic amino acid transporter 3-like
Exons: 11
Coding region: 993-2924 (643 amino acids)
Biological process (GO): transmembrane transport; amino acid transport
Cellular component (GO): plasma membrane
Molecular function (GO): amino acid transmembrane transporter activity
Source: RefSeq, a predicted model, not a curated record